AUGACCCUAAAUAAAACUAUACGCAUAGGAGUCGACGUCGGCGGCACCAACACCGACGCCGUCGCCAUAGACGUCGCCCUCGCUGCCCAAGGCGACUCUCAACGCGGAGUCAUCGCUUUCAAGAAAACCCCAACUACACCAGAUGCGACCGCUGGAAUUGAAACUGCUGUUAGAGCUGUCAUUGAGUCUGGCAACAUAGUUCCACAGCGGAUAGCGAGCAUCACCGUCGGCACAACACACUUUAUCAAUGCAGUCGUUGAGAGAGAUGCCCGGCGACUUCAAAAAGUCGGCGUCUUGAGACUGUCGCGUUCGUUUCUCCGAGAAGUGCCUCCAUUCUCGGACUUUCCGCCCGAUCUGGCGGCUAUCAUCAAGGGACAUUGCGGCAUCAUCGAUGGAGGCCUGCAUAUUGAUGGGUCUCAAGAAGCGCCCAUUAAAGAAGCUCAAGUGAUUGCUGAGUGUGAAAAGCUCAAGGCAGAGAAUCUCAAAGCAGUUGUAAUCGCUGGCGUCUUUUCCCCGAUUGAUGAGGUAUUCAAGCAAGAGAGCCGCGUCAGAGACAUCAUCCUAAGAGAAAUUCCAGGAAUUGAUGUCGUUUGCUCUCAUGAGGUCGCCAAUAUUGGCUUUCUUGAGCGGGAAAACGCCAGUAUUCUUAAUGCCGCCAUUCUCCAAUAUGCUCGAAAGACAAUGAAGAGGUUCAAUCAGGCCAAGAAGAAGCUCAACCUGACAUGUCCACUAUUCAUCACUCAGAACGACGGGACUACUCUUGAUGCUGCAGCAGCAGCUAGGAUACCGAUUAGGACUUUUGCAUCUGGAGCGACCAACUCGAUGAGGGGAGCUGCAUACUUGGCUGGGAUCGACGCUGGAGGCAACUCUUCGGCCAUCGUCGUGGAUAUCGGCGGAACUACAGCUGAUAUUGGUGUGAUUCUACCAAGCGGGCUUCCAAGACAAGCCUCUGCCUACGUCACAGUUGCCGGAGUGAGGGUGAAUUAUUCAAUGCCUCAUCUGCACUCCGUUGGACUUGGCGGGGGUUCACUUGUGCGCACUGUUGAUGGAAAAGUCAAGGUCGGCCCUGAGUCGGUUGGCCACUACCUUGUAGAAGAAGCUCUUGUGUUUGGUGGCAACACCUGCACGGCAUCUGAUAUCGCUGUCGCAUUGGGAAGAGCAGAUAUGGGUGAUAAGAGCAGACUCGCUGGACUGAAAACUGAGUUUGUCGAGUCUGCAAAAGACUGCAUCAAGACACUACUUGAUGGAGCUGUCGAUGUCAUAAAGACUUCAGCUGAUCCUCUUCCAGUUCUUCUGGUCGGAGGAGGUGCUGUGCUUGCACCAGAGGAUAUCUCAGGUGCUUCAAAGGUCAUCCUCCCGCCCUUCCACGAUGUUGCAAAUGCCAUUGGUGCUGCUAUAUCUCGCGUCAGUGGAGAUGUUGAUAUUGUUCAAAGCACAGCACACCAGACAGAGUCACAGGCUGUUGAGCGUGCGAAGACGAUGGCCGUUGAACGAGCUAUUCUAGCUGGUGCUAUCCCCGAAAGUAUAACCAUGGCGAAUGUAGAGAGUAUCCCGUUACAAUACGUGUCUCAUCAAGUUCGAACCAUUGUUAAAGCAGUGGGAGACGUCGACUUCAAGGGCUAUGUAUCUGAGUUGGAGCUCGAGGCUGUAGAUGAUGAUGACGAAGUUGGUGAUGAACCUGAGGGGCAAAAGAAUCGAGCUGUCAAGACUACAGAGGAUGUUCCCGUGGAUCCUUUUACAUACGCUCCGACCAUCAAGGUCAACGAUAAGGGCGUUCCUGAAUGGAUACUCAGUGAGACAGAUCUGGCUUGGCUGGCUGACGGGUGCUACGUACUCGGCUGCGCAGGUGGUGGCACUCCAGCUCCCAGCUUCAUCCAACUGCGGGAUAUAAUACGCCAAGGCCACACUAUUCGCAUCAUCGACCAGUCUUUCCUAAAAGAUGACGCCCUUAUCUACUGGGGCGGACACAUGGGAUCUCCUGCCGUGUCAGUAGAGCGACUACAGUCAACCGAGACAGUCGAAGCAUUCAAUGUGUUGAUGGAAUAUCUCGGCCAUAAGAGCAUUGACGCUGUCAUGGGAUUAGAAAUUGGUGGUGCCAAUGGCAUGGAGCCAAUGCUCGUCGGUUCCUCACGAUUCUUCAAUGCGCCUGUGAUUGACGGCGACUGGAUGGGCCGGGCAUAUCCUACAUACUGGCAGACUACACUCGCGGUACAUAAACCACUGGAACUUGUUCCUUGUGCCAUUGAUUCAGGCGACGGAAAGAGUAUCAUCAUGACUAGAGCACCAGAUGAUGAGAUUGUUGAUCGAGCAUUGAGAGCAUCAUGUUCCGAAAUGGGAAGCAGAGUCGGCAUGGCCGCUAAACCUACGACUACUGAGUAUGUGCGGAAAUAUGGCGUGCUGAAUACCUGUUCUCUCGCUUGGAGGAUAGGCAGAUGCAUUGCCCGGAGUGUCUACAGUAACCAGCUAUCAACAGUCGCAGAGUCGAUCAUCCAAGAGGCUGGUGGUUUGAAGUCAGCGAGGGUGCUAUUCCGUGGCAAAAUUGUUGAAGUCGAGAGGAGACUAUACAAGGGACACUCGCACGGCACUCUGCGUAUUGAAGCAUUCAAUGACCAAGAGGAUGGAGAAUCCGAGCGGAUGACACCUGUAGUCUCAGGAGGAACACUGCGCAUCCCAUUCAAGAACGAGAACAUUCUUGCUGAGCACACUACCGCCGACGGUUCUGAAACCAAGAUCAUCGCCUCUGUUCCUGAUCUUAUUGCUGUGCUAGACAAUGGAUCUGGUAAAGCAUUAGGUGUUCCAGAGUUCAAGUAUGGGUAUAGAGUAACUGUUUUGGGCAUUACGUGCUCACCGCAGUGGACGAGAACACCUUCUGGUAUUGAGAUUGGAGGGCCGAAGGCAUUUGGUUAUGACGAUGUUGUUUAUAAGCCUCUUGGGGAGUAUGUGGAGCCUGUGAGUGUGAUCAAGGAAUAUGCUUAA
This is a messenger RNA of Fusarium musae, 2976 nucleotides long. RefSeq lists its product as uncharacterized. The transcript has a single exon. Gene Ontology annotation, molecular function: 5-oxoprolinase (ATP-hydrolyzing) activity. Bases 1 to 2976 code for a protein of 991 amino acids. Gene Ontology annotation, cellular component: cytosol. NCBI's taxonomy places the organism in Eukaryota, Fungi, Ascomycota, Sordariomycetes, Hypocreales, Nectriaceae. Gene Ontology annotation, biological process: glutathione metabolic process. The record is from RefSeq and is a predicted model, not a curated record.